GCCGACAUCCGAAUCGACCCAGCACUGGCUGACGUGGUGUGACGUAGUGUGACGUAGUGCUUCUCUCUCCCGCUCUCAGUCAUGUCUCCUUCCGCCAGGGCGAAAAAGAAGCAGGUGCGUUUCGCGAGCGUGAUGGAGGAGGACGAGGACACGCUGUUCGAGCAGGCCGGCGGCAAGAGGAGCGCGGAGGCGGCCGGCGAGGAGCGAGCGGAGGCGGUGAGAGUGCGAGGCGGCGGAGGCGGCGGCAGAAGGGGAGGACAUGUCUCACACGGCUGGAUGGUCAGCAUGACGCUGUGCGCCUCCUUCCUGGGACUAGGCAUGGGCAUCUCCGUUGUGGGACCCACCUUUGAGGACCUGGCUUUCAACGUGAAGAAGAACAUCGCCAAUAUUUCCUACAUCUUCGUCGGCCGAUCUGCAGGCUACAUCGGCGGUUCCGUGCUGGGAGGAAUCCUCUUCGACUGCAUGAACCCCCACCUUCUGCUUGGUAUUUCCAUGCUCUUCACUGCCUGUGGGAUGUGCGCCAUCCCUUUCUGCAAGCACGCUCUGCUCCUCACCGGCUUCAUGUCCACCAUCGGGAUUUCUAUGGGUAUUCUGGACACGGGUGGACUUGUGGUCUCACUGAACACUUGGGGCCGGCAGGCUCAGCCUCACAUUCAGGCUCAGCAGCUGGGCUUUGCGGUGGGCUCCUUCGUGUCGCCCAUCAUCGCCCAGCUCCGGUCUGGUCCCAGUCCGGUGACCGGCUGCCAGACUGGGAGCGGGCCGGCCAACGCGUCCGGCGGAGAGAUCCCAAACUCGGCGCACAAUCACAGGAGUUGCGCCUUCCAGUCCACCUGGGCCUACGUCCUGAUCGGCUUGUUCAAUCUCCUCAGCGGCCUCCUCUUCUUCUCGCUCUACUUCCUUGGCGAGGUGUCGGCGGGCAAACCCCGCCGGCAGGAAAAGCCUAAAAUGGCGAGACAUCACACGGCUCUCAUUGUCCUGCUCUUCUUCUUCUGCUUCGCCAGCGCGGGUGCCGAGAUAACCUUUGCCUCCUUCAUCUUCCCCUUUGCCAAGAAGUACGCUCGCAUGGAUCAGUCCCACGCCACCGGGCUGAAUUCUUUCUUCUGGGCCAUGUUUGCUAUCUGCCAGGGCCUUUCCAUCUUCCUGGUGUCCCACAUGUACCCGGGCACCGCCGUCUUCAUCAGCUUGGUGGGCACCACCUUGUCUUCCUUGUUCCUCUGCCUCUUCAGCAAGGACGCGGUUGCGCUUUGGGUCUGCACGGGUCUGUACGGGGCUUUCAUAUCCUCCAUAUUCCCAAGCGCCAUUUCCUGGCUGGAGCAGUACACCACCGUGACGGGUCGCUCCGCCGCCACUUUGAUGCUGGGCGCAGCUCUGGGUGAGUUGGUGCAGCCGGCUCUUGUUGGGUUUCUCUUUGGGAAGGUGGCGGGCCACCCCCUGCUGAUGUACUUCUCCUUCCUCACGGCCUUCAUCAAGUCCGUUAUUUUCCCCGUCAUGUACAAGCUGGUGUCGGCACCCCGGGGAAAGACCCGGAAGCACCGCUGGAGGAACCCAACUGAUGACCGCAGGCACCGUCAGCCACUGCUGGAUUCAGAAGCGGUUGCUGAUCACGAGGACGGGACUGACUGCUGGAUGACUGCGGACAUCGAGGUCAAGGAGAUGGCCGACAUUGCAAGUCUUUUCAAGCGAGGGGACUGAAAACUUUUUUUAUCUGGACCAAACCUGUUUACCGUAUUUCCUUGAAUUGGCGCCGGGUAUGUAGUAUGCGCCUGCCUAGAAUUACUGCCGGGUCAAACUCGUUUCGCAAAAUAAUUAGCGUAUGCUUAGCAAUCCCGCUGGCUCAGGAUUAACGCCGAGUCAAACUCGUUUCGCAAAAUAUUAUUUUUAUUAGCGCAUGUCUAGAAUUUCCACCGGGUCAAACUCGUCACGUCACGAGUGACACUUCACCUGUCAUCAUUUUCAAAAUGUAGGAGGCUGAUUUCAAUCAUUUGAAAUCGCAUAAAGGGAAGAAGAUUAAGAGCUAGUCCGUAGGAUUUAAGGUCCAAGCUAUUGAAUAUGCUAAAAAGAACAGUAAGCAGCUAUGUUUUAUCAGUAUACCGUAGCUGCGUGUGUCAAAUAUGAGUCAUUAAAUGACUCCCGCUUCCUGGUGGUAGAGGGCGCUAGUGAUCCUUCUUGCGACUACUCGGCUGCAGAAGAAGUGACGACAACAGCGAUCGUUUAUUUUUUCCUCUCGCUUGCACUUUUAACAUGGAGGAUUACAUAUCUAAAAUAAAACAGUUUUCUAAACUGGACUUUCAAUCGAAGCAGGAGGUAAUAAAGGAAGAUUUCCAUCGAGACAGAGACUUUUAAAACUGAAGAAAGAUAAGGAAGACUUCUAUAAACAAGUUAUCGAUGCUUUUGAUAAGAAGGAGCUACGCAUGGACUUCAUUUAUAAGUAAAGGUAAGACCAUAAUAACGUUUUUUUUUAUUAAAUGUGCUUUUCAUGAUGGUAUCCUUACAUCACACUCAAAUUUAUAAGCGCAGGCCUAAAUUUGCCGCAUGCCUUUGGUAAGUUUUAAAUUAAUUAGCGCCCCGGCGGCAAUUCAAGGAAAUACGGUAGCUUGAAAACUUAUCGCAGAAAGAAGAAACUUUUUGAAAGUUCUGAAAGUCUCGGUAAUAAUUGUCUGAGAGCUGCUGCUGAUGAAGAUGAAUUGCUUUGGUAAAUUCUGGUAAGAAUUACAGUCCUGCUCAAAAGUGUACGUACACCUGUAAAGAAGAUGAUGUCAUGGCUGUCUUGACUUUCCAAUCAUUUCUUAUUUUUUUUGUGAUGUAGUGAUUGGAGCACAUACUUGCUGUACGUAUACUUUUGAUUGCUCACAUUUUCAGUAAAGCCAUAAUAAAUUCCGAAAAGAAGCAAACUUCUUCAAAAUAGCCACCCUCUGCUCUGAUUACUGCUUUGCACACUCUCGACAUUCUCUCCAUGCUUAGGGUUAAGGUAAUCAACAGGAAGUUAAAAAUUACCCCUUCAAAAUAAAAGUUUUGUAAACACCCGUCACCUUUUUUCAAACGUCAUCUCCUCUGAGCUCGUUCGUCGUUUCGGUCUCAAACUCGCACAGGAGAGAGUUUGAACCCUUUUGAUUAAAAGUUAUCGAAAGAUUUUUGAUUACUGCUCCGGUUAUGAUUUUACGCGCCUUCAAAGAACCCCUGCGCAAAGUUUCCUAAAAAAAAUGUCAUUUUUGCCUCUGUGAGCUAUAAUUUGACCCCCCUUAAAAUGCUUCACAGUGCAAGUUAAAGCUCUACUAUGCAAAGCGAAAGCCAUUUAUCAACAACAUCCAGAAACGCCGAUCUGUAAUUUGACCCCCUUAACAUGCUUCAAAACUCACCAAAAUUUACACACACAUCAGGACUGGCGAAAAUUGCCAUCUAAUAAAAAACCAAACCCCGAAAAUCAAAAUUGCGCUCUAGCGCCCCCUAGGAAAAAACACAGACAAAAAUGCUUGUAACUUCUGUUAGGAAUGUUGUACAGACAUGAAAUAAAAACCUCUAUGUAGGUCUGACUAAGACCAGGGCUUGAGUCGCGGCGGCAGCAGCCAAAGUCAGCUGCAAUGGUUGUCACUUCACUGGUGUCAUAGUUUUGAUGUGACAAUCUACAAUGUAAAUAGUCAUGAAAAUAAAGAAAAAGCAUUGAAUGAGAAGGUUUGUCCAAACUAUGUGU
Molecule: messenger RNA, 3688 nt
Organism: Nerophis ophidion (straightnose pipefish)
Lineage: Eukaryota; Metazoa; Chordata; Actinopteri; Syngnathiformes; Syngnathidae
Gene: slc60a2b
Product: major facilitator superfamily domain containing 4B
Exons: 4
Coding region: 82-1692 (536 amino acids)
Biological process (GO): transmembrane transport
Source: RefSeq, a predicted model, not a curated record